Messenger RNA from Rattus norvegicus (Norway rat), 9691 nucleotides. NCBI's taxonomy places the organism in Eukaryota, Metazoa, Chordata, Mammalia, Rodentia, Muridae. The record is from RefSeq and is a predicted model, not a curated record.
CAAGGACGCAACAGGGGACGUGACAGCAGAAGACCACAGGGUCACUUCAGCGGGGCAUGCCAUGAAGAUCUCCAUAGAGAAGCACUUUCUAUGCCUGGUUUUACCUAAUUCGCUCUCAGUCACACUCCAGGAGGUUUUGGGCAUAUGAUGCCCAUUUUGCAGAUGAAGAAACUAAGUUUCAAGGAUGUUGUCCAGUGGCUUAUCCAGGGUCACAGAGUAAGAAAAGUCUAACUUGAAUUCAAGAGUUUGGCUUCAUAGCCAGGAUGUUCUCUGCUACAUUGUAACUGUACUGGCUGGUUUUGUGUCAACUUGAAACAAGCUGGAGUCAUCAGAGAGGAAGGAGCCUGGGCUGAGGAAAUGCUUCUAUGAGAUUCAGCUGAAAGGCAUUUUCUCUAUUAGUGAUCAAGGGGGAGGGCCCUGUCCAUGGUGGGUGGUGCCAUCCCUGGGCUGGUGGUCCUGGGCUCUAUAAGAAAGCAAGCUGAGCAAGCCAGAAGGUGCAAGUCAGUAAGCAGCACUCUCCAUGGCCUCCUGCCUCCAGGUUCCUGCCCUGUGUGAGUUUCUGUCCUGACUUCCUCCGUGAUGGACAGUGAUGUGGAAAUGUGAGAGACACACACACACACACACACACACACACACACACAGAGAGAGAGAGAGAGAGAGAGAGACAGAGAGAGACAGAGAGAGAGACAGAGAGAGAAACAGAGAGAGAGACAGACAGAGAGAGACAGACAGAGAGAGACAGAGAGACAGAGAGAGACAGAGAGAGACAGAGAGAUACAGAGAGAGACAGAGAGAGACAGAGAGAAAUGGGGAAGAGACAGGAAGGAAGCAAGGAGGAGGGAGAGGAAGAGGAAAGUAGAAAGGAAAUGAACAAGGAAGGAGCUGCUAUCUUAAAUACUGGGAAUUGUUAGGGUGAUUCUGUUGUUUUGUUCUAGAACUUGUGCAAAGCUCUUACUCUGCAUUUGUUCUUUUAACCCACGUGAUAUAGGCAGACCAGUGUUUUCCAGGAGGGGCACCGAGGUAGGUUCAUUUACCUCCAGUCCUUCAACUGGGUAGGAAGCAGGAAGCCUAGAAUUCCAGCUCAUAGUCCUCUCCUGGGCCAGGAGGUGUCUUCAGAAAUGACACCAGAGAAAGAAGAAUGUUAGGCACUCCUGCUAGGCAAGAGCUUUGAGCGGGCACUGGGUGCCUGUGACCCAGGGAUGGAUCUGAGGAAUAGAGAAUGCUCCGUGAUGGAAUGUUGAGAGGAAACAGAAAUGACAGGUACCCUGGGGACACAAAUCCCAUCUGUGGAUGCAUGGAUAGAGCCUGGGCAAUAAGGAAGACAAAGAGAGUUUCUAAAAAGGUACUGUGGGCAGGUAGGGUUCUCUUUCCAGCAUUAAAAAAAUAUGGUUUUAGUCAGGUGGUGGUGCCACACGCUUUAAAACCCAGCGCUUGGGAGACAGAGGCAGCCAGGUCUCUUUGAGCUCGAGGCUAGCCUGGUCUAAAGAGUGAGUUCGAGGCCAGCCACGGCUACACAGAGAAACCUUGUCUCAAAACAAAACAACCAAAACAACCAAACAACAACAAAAACAUGGCAUCUACAAUAAAAGAGCAGGUAAGAAGGAACCAUUUUGUACAGGAGGAGGACCUGUUUGUUGGUAGCCUGUCUCAGAAGUUAGGAUUGGUUGGAGUCUAUUUGGGGCCUACAGCCUGGGGUUUGAGGGCAAUGAGCAUCGCCUACGAGGGCUGGAGAAGACAUCUAGAUGUAUUUAAAAACACGCUUGAAGAAUGCCAAAGAUCUGAUAGUUCUGAUUUUCUAUGGGUUUUAGCAAUGCUGUGAUGACAGAUAUGGAAAACUUUGAAAUCUGCUGGUGUUGGGCAGUAUAGACCAAUCUCCCAGUGCAAUGUAGAUAGGACCCCUAGAGAAGAGGAGGGGAGUAAAAGCUGUGUAGCUGGAUCUGGGGUGGCUCAGCCCUCAUGCGCUUCUGUUUCUAGAAGGGAGAUCUGCUCUGACACUGAAUUUAUCCCCCACAGGGAUAAAUUGAGGAUCUUCCUCUGCCCUGGUCUCUAGGUGUCUUUGUGAGUUGGUAACAGAAUAAAUAUCACUUGGGUAUCCUGGGAAAGGGGUAGAUUUUCUUAUUAAUUCUUGCACUGAAUUACUCAAUUACUGAAACUUUCUGCAAUUCCCAGACUCUCUCUGGAAACUUCCUGAAAUGGAAGAUAGCACAAUGCAUGGCUCCUGUUUGGUUAGAAAGAGCCAGGCUCAGAUCCAGCCUAGGGACAUACUGGUCACAUGGCAAGGUCACAUGACUUCGGGCAGAUCAAUGGUGGAAUGAUUAUGUUGAUAAGGCGUUACACCCAGAGUCCACAUCCUAGUAGACCGUUCCACAUUCUACUUGGAAUUUCCUACAUCUGGCAGGGAAGAUGGAUUAAUGGCGGGCAAGGGCCACAGUCCCAGACUUUAAACAGGCUUUUUAAAAAAAACACGGAUUCUUGUUUCUUUACCUAGCGCUUCCUUCCUUUCUCGCCGCAUCUGUUGUGGUGCAGCAGCCCUGUGGACUUCUUGGGGCAAAGGGUAGCAAAGAAUGACCUAGCACAGAACGGUACACUGAGAGCAUCAGGAGGGCUUUUUCUUUGGGAGGGGUCGGUAACGAUUGGAUAGCGGUUGAGAGUAAACUGUAGAUGACAUCCCGUCUUCAUAUCAAAAGGUUGGGCAUGCCUGAUAGACUAGCAUGGCUGGCUUCCCGCAGGGGGUCCUCGAAGUCUCAGUUUGCCUUAAAGCUUCUCACUACUGAAUGUGUACAGUGUAGAUGGCGUCUGCCACAGAAACCCUUCUCCCCGGCUCCUCUUUCUCCAAGUCUCCCUUCUGAGGUGAUGCCUAGGCGCCUUCCGGGCUUUGCCUAUCUCCCACACUAUUCAAAAGCACUGAAAGUUUCCCCACCAGCUACCCAACAAAAGCCAGACUCCUCAGCCAGCAUGGGUUCCAGAGCCCGGCUCGAACGUGCGCACGAACCACAGCAUCCUGACAGAGCAGUCACUGUAUCUAUGUGCAGAAUGGGUGUCUGAAUGAAGAUGAGCAGUGGCUGCCAAGGUGCCUGUUAAGAUUUUAGACUACAUUUUAUUUAGUGCAUGUGUGAGUGCACAGGCACACAUGUGUUUGGACACAUGUCAAGUUCAGACGUACCGAGGUCAGAGAACAACUUUUCCUUUUCCUUUUUUUCUCUUAUUGAAAAUAGAUUCUUUUCUCACACAGUAUCUCCUAAUUACUGUUUCCUCUCCCUCUAUUUCUCCCAGGUACUCCCCACCUCCCCUCCUAUCCAGAUCCACUCCUUUUCUGUCUCUCAUUAGAAAGGUGCAGGCUUCCUAAGCGAUAACAACAAAAUAUAAUGAGCAAACCCAAAAACUAUCAUGUGGAAGUUGACCCUACAAACCAAAAGAAAGAAAGGAGUCCAAAAGAAGGCACAAGCAUCAGAGACCCAUUUGAUGGCACACUCAGGAAUCCAUAAAGUCACUGAACCCGAAGUCAUACUAUACACGCAGAGGACCUGGUGCUGACCCAUGCAGACCUCUGCUUGCUGCUGCAGCCUCUGUGAGUUCGUAUGAGCUUCGUUCACGUUGACUUAGAUGGCUUCUUUCCCUUGGCGUCCUCCAUCCCUCCGGCUCUUAAACUUCUUCUGCCUCCUGGUUCCCUGAGCUCUGAGGGGAGGGAUUUGACGGAGACAUCCCAUUUAAGGACUGAGUGGUCCAAGGUCUCUCACGCUCGGCAUAGCGUCUGGGUGUGGGUCCCCGUGUGUCUGUGCAGGAGGAGGCUUCUCUGAUGAUGGCUGAACAAGGCUUACUGCUGACCCGUGACUGUAGUAGAGUAUCAUCAGGGGUGGUUUUAUUAUUUUAAAGAAUGGUAGUGCUCGAUUCUACUCUAGGUUCCCAGACUGUCUGGUCUCUGGUCGUCAGUCACAUCUCAGUCGGUUACUCCCGCAGGUUUGUGGUUUGUGACCUCCUCUGCACUGGUGUAUCUUACAGGACAGGUUGUAGAUCGAAGGCUUUGUGGCUUGGUCGGUGGUUACGUUUCUCUUUUGGUAACGGGCAAAGUACCUUCCUGUAUCAGAGAUGCUACCAUGUAGGGAUGAAGGCUCCAUGUAGACGCCAGCUCGACUUCUCUGUGUUCUGUGUUGUCUUCAGCAAUGCGGUUUUGCCGUCAGUUUGGGGAAAGCGACCUAUUAUCUAGCCAAUGGCCCAGACCAUUUAGGGAUUUCAAUGGAACCCCUUUAGUCAACAACGCAAUUAGGUGUAACCCAAUCCCAGCACUGGAAGCUUUGGUGACAAGAGUUGGCCGGUUAGGACUCUGCCUCCAGCAUUUUUGGUGAUUUUAUUUAGUUCACCUUAAUAUGUCCAUAUAUUUCAGGAAAUUUCUACUGUAUUAGAUUUUCCAACUAUCCCUCAAAUGCCCCUCAACUUUAGCUGUGUCUCCCCGUCUCCCCUGCCUUAACACCCUGCUCUUUCCCCUACUCAAGCCCCCCAUUUCAGUCCUGCUAAUCCACUCAUAAUCAUCCAUUUGAUUUCCAUUUCUUACCGAGAUCUACCUGUCCCUUCUAGUCCCUUCCCUACUCUGCAUACCCUGUGUGCUUCUACAGCUGUCGCUUGGCCGUCUCUUACUUUAGAGCUGAUCUCCACAUAAUAAGCAAAUAUAUCCUGUAUUUGUCUUUCCAAGUUUAUGAUACCUUACUCGAGAUGAUUUUUUCCCCCUAAUCUCAUCCACGUGCCCUCAAAUUUUACGAUGCCAUUUUUAUUUAACAGCCGAGUGACACUCCACUGGGCAGAUGUACCCCAUUUUCGGUAUCCAUUCUUCUCUGGAGGGACAUCUGGGUUGUCUCCAUUUCUAGCUAUUACGGAGGGAGCAGCAAAGAACAGGGCUGAGCAGGUGUCUCUAUUGGAGUCUGAAGCAUCCUUUGGGUAUACGCCCAAGAGCGGUAUAGCGUCUCGAGGUAGAUCAACUCCCCGAUUCCUGAGGAACUGCCACGCUGAUUUCCACAAUGGCUGCUGCACACAUUUACACCAGCAACGGACGAGAGCUCCCCUUACUCCACAUCAGAGGACAGGUUCCAAGAGUUAGUUUUCUCUGCCAUGUGAGUCUUGGGGAUUGAACGGGGGGGGGGGGGGUCUUCUGGCCUCACCUACCUCGAUGGCCCAACCUGUUAUUCUUCUGCCUGCCUCAGGGACUCUGCACACUUCAGUCCUUCUGCCAGGGGCCCGCACUUCUUUCCAUCGCUGCUGUUCACACCUCUCAACUGCUUAGCUGUCACUUUAAGAAGGAUUUUUUCUCCCCCCCCCGUGACAUAUUUUUCUGUGUAUUGAUGCACGACUGAGCUGAAACCUCCAGCCUUCCUUGAAGAUGGUGUCUGUACUGCAUGGCCGCACCGGGCGCAUGGUACUUUAUAAAGAGGUGACAGGCAGAGGGUGGGCUGGAUGAGUGUAAGUUCCUUCACAGGCUCCCCUUGGUGGAACCCCUGUGUGGGUCAGGCCAUCUGUAGAAAGCCACAGAGAGCGCUUAGGUGGCUCCUUAGAACAUUGGAGUAAGUGUGAAGUUCUACCCUGGGCCACUCAGGGCCUACGUGCUCCAGCAAUUCCUCCACACCUCCGACUUCCCCACCACAAUGUCUCCUCGCUCUCCAAGCCCAUUCCUGCCUUGGGCCUUUACCCUCCAGUGUCACCUUCUCAGACCUGCAGUUAAUACCCCUGCUACUACCCGCUAUCCCAUCUCGUGCCUCGUAGUUACCACUCUUAACGGCUCUGAAGUCCUCCCAUUUGUCUGUUUGGCUCUGUUUCCACUGUCGGACACAGGUCCCCUGAGUCAGGACCUUCUUGGUCUUGUUCAUCACUAAGGGCUUUAGCCUAGCGCAGAGUAGGCACCCCAUCCGUAUUUGGUGACCAUGGGAAAAAAAAAGGCAAACACGGGGUUGGGGCUGUCUUUGUGGUUCAGCCCCUUCCUGGAUAGAACCCAGGGGCCCCUGGGCUAGGGCCUGUGGGGUUGCCAUGGUAACCACUGACUGACCUGAGGAGCCCUUUGGAGAGGCCACAGCUGCUGCCUGCUAGGGGGUCCAGGUUCUGUGUGUCGCCACCAAUGUGGAACCAGGGAAGAGAGAAGAGGGACUGGGAGAGAAUGGAGAGCAAAGCAUGGGCCCGUGAUGGAGGUUACAGACAGAGGAGGCCAUGGCAACCCCAUUCCACCGAGAGCUGGAUUGAAAGAUGCCUCAAUGAAAGCGAGAAUAAACGCUAUUCCAGCCACACAUCUCUGGGGAAUGUGUCUAAUGAUGAAAAUGAGGAAAAAGAAAAUAACAGAGCGUCCAAGCCCCACUCCACGCCUGCCACCCUGCAAUGGCUGGAGGAAAACUAUGAGAUUGCAGAAGGCGUCUGCAUCCCUCGCAGUGCCCUCUACAUGCACUACCUGGAUUUCUGUGAGAAGAACGAUACCCAGCCAGUCAACGCUGCCAGCUUCGGGAAGAUCAUAAGACAGCAGUUUCCUCAGCUCACCACCAGAAGACUCGGGACCAGAGGACAGUCAAAGUAUCAUUACUAUGGUAUAGCGGUGAAGGAAAGCUCCCAGUACUAUGAUGUGAUGUACUCAAAGAAAGGGGCUGCCUGGGUGAGCGAGACGGGCAAGAGAGAAGUGACCAAGCAGACAGUGGCGUAUUCUCCCCGGUCCAAGCUUGGGACAUUGCUGCCAGACUUUCCAAACGUCAAAGACCUAAAUCUGCCAGCCAGUCUUCCUGAGGAGAAGGUGUCUACCUUUAUUAUGAUGUACAGAACGCACUGUCAGAGAAUACUGGACACUGUAAUAAGAGCCAACUUCGAUGAGGUUCAAAGUUUCCUUCUGCACUUUUGGCAAGGGAUGCCGCCCCACAUGCUGCCCGUGCUAGGCUCCUCCACGGUGGUGAACAUCGUGGGCGUGUGCGACUCCAUCCUAUACAAGGCCAUCUCCGGGGUGCUGAUGCCCACAGUGCUGCAGGCAUUGCCCGACAGCUUAACUCAGGUGAUCCGGAAGUUUGCCAAGCAACUGGAUGAGUGGCUGAAAGUGGCUCUCCAUGACCUCCCGGAAAACCUGAGAAACAUCAAAUUUGAAUUAUCAAGAAGGUUUUCCCAAAUCCUGAGAAGGCAGACAUCGCUGAACCAUCUGUGCCAGGCUUCUCGAACGGUGAUCCACAGUGCAGACAUCACGUUCCAGAUGCUGGAGGACUGGAGGAAUGUAGAUCUGAGUAGCAUCACCAAGCAGACGCUCUACACCAUGGAGGACUCCCGGGAUGAGCACCGCAGACUCAUCAUCCAGUUGUACCAGGAGUUUGACCACCUGCUGGAGGAACAGUCCCCCAUCGAGUCUUACAUAGAGUGGCUGGAUACCAUGGUAGACCGAUGCGUUGUGAAGGUGGCGGCCAAGAGACAAGGGUCCCUGAAGAAAGUUGCCCAGCAGUUCCUGUUGAUGUGGUCUUGCUUUGGUACGAGGGUGAUCCGGGACAUGACCUUGCACAGUGCACCCAGCUUCGGGUCUUUCCACCUAAUUCACUUGAUGUUCGACGACUACGUGCUCUACUUGCUAGAGUCUCUGCAUUGUCAGGAGCGGGCCAACGAGCUGAUGCGAGCCAUGAAGGGAGAAGGAAGCACUGCAGAAGCCCAGGAAGAGAUUAUCUUGACAGAGGCUACCCCACCAACCCCUUCACCAGGCCCAUCAUUUUCUCCAGCGAAAUCUGCCACAUCCGUGGAGGUGCCACCUCCCUCCUCUCCCGUCAGCAACCCAUCCCCUGAGUACACUGGCCUUAGCACAACAGGAGCAAUGCAGUCAUAUACGUGGUCACUAACGUACACAGUGACGACAGCGGCUGGGUCGCCGGCUGAGAACUCCCAACAACUACCCUGUAUGAGGAGCACCCACGUGCCUUCUUCCUCUGUCACACACAGGAUACCAGUCUACUCCCACAGGGAGGAGCAUGGGUACACGGGAAGCUAUAACUACGGGAGCUAUGGCAACCAGCAUCCUCACCCACUGCAGAACCAGUAUCCAGCCCUGCCUCAUGACACAGCCAUCUCUGGGCCGCUCCACUACUCCCCUUACCACAGGAGCUCUGCCCAGUACCCUUUCAAUAGCCCCACUUCCAGGAUGGAACCUUGUUUGAUGAGCAGCACUCCCAGGCUACAUCCUACCCCAGUCACUCCCCGCUGGCCAGAGGUGCCGACAGCCAACGCAUGCUACACAAGCCCGUCUGUGCAUUCCACGAGGUAUGGAAACUCCAGUGACAUGUACACCCCUCUGACCACGCGCAGGAAUUCUGAGUACGAGCACAUGCAACACUUUCCUGGCUUUGCUUACAUCAACGGAGAGGCCUCCACUGGAUGGGCUAAGUGACUGCUUUCAUAGAAAUCCAUAUUUAAUAUUAAUAAUUAAUAAUAAUAAUAAAUCCAGUACCCACCCUCCAGAAGACUUUAUCUCAAUACAUCAUAACUUGCGGGCUGAUCCUAAACAUCCAUUUGCCUAAUGAACAAGAGGAUGUUCACCAUGGAAUGAACACAUUUUAGUUCAGAAAGAGGACCCACUACAAGUCAGUGGGAUUGGGUCCCAUAGCCAAGCCAGACUCGACUGGUUCUAUAGAGCACUAUCUUGGGCAGGCCGUUCUGUGCCUUCCUCCUCUGCUCCAUGACCUUCAUGGCAACCACUCCCUGUAGGGUACUUAUUUUCUUGUUGACAAAGCUCUUUAGUCUUGAAGGAUGGAUACUGGAGCCAGAAUCUGGUCUGUGUUCUUGGAUGGGCACAUGAUUUACCAAGAGCAUUCACCUGUCUGUCACGUCACUGUACAGUUACCAGCCCUCAGACAUGUUCUCCAUAUCCCUACUUCCUGGUGACGUCAUUACUACUUCCUGAAGUCCCCGGAAAUUCCUGCAAAUGCUAAGCUCCCCUAAGUUCCGCUUGCACCUGCCAUAGUCCCUUCAUGGCCUGGACUGUAAGCACUGUUUUUGAGGGACCGAAGAGGCCUGUUAUAUAUUGCCUUUAGUUGAUUAAUGUCUGUAGGGACCAGUUCUUCUAUGUACAAGGAUUUGUCCUGAGUUUGCACAAUGGCUAGCAUCAGCAAAAGGCAGGAGAGGGUUUUCUUAAGUUCUGUGAGAAAUGUGGAUUUAUGGCACUAAAAACUGUCCUCCGCUGUGUUACUUUGUGAAGCUGGAUGGAUCAAACUUUCACUUAGCAAGCACCAAGUGUGAAAACAACUGUCUGGUUUCUUCAUAAGACUAGAAUACUUUCCGACACUUUGCUAGAAAAAAAAUUCAAAGCGGUGCCUUUGAGUCUAUACUAUACUGUGUAUGUGUGGAAAUAAAAAAUGUAUUGUACUUUGGGAAAUUUUUUCUUAGGUAUUUUUUUGUCAGAUUUGUAGCUAUUUGUGGUUUGUUAGAGAUUAACAUAGGUUUUCCUUCUGUAUUAUAAGAUGCACCAAGCAAUUAUGGUGGACCUAUUACCCUAUGGGUAAGAAAUAAAUGGAAAUAUGACACCGGAUGUUUUAGCAAAUGUUCUGUAAAUAAAAUGUUUGAUCACACCACCCAGUGUGAUAAUCAUGUCUACAGCUAAAAUGGAAAUAGUUUUAUCUGUACAGUUGUGCAAGAUAUGGAUGGUUUCACUAUCUGUACAGUUGUGCAAGAUAUGAAUGGUUUCACACUCAAAUAAAAAGGAUUGAAGUGA